CGCGUAAGUUUAUGAUUGGUGACUCGCGACGGUUACUUCAUAUGUUUCCCUCUUGAAGAAAGUGUUCAUACUGUUUCGCAGCCGAUUGUAGCUGACGCGACCUUUUCUGUUUGUCUGAUAUCUCGCUUUUGGAUACUGUGAAUAUCACAGCUACUAAUAAUUUCAAAUAGUCGUUCGUCGAUCUUACAAAGUGCACAUAAAAUCUUUCAGAGGUACUAAUAAUAAGUCGAAUCACGAAGAAAAAUAAAGUUGAGCGGUGUAGUUAUACAAACAGAUUAUUGCGCCGAGCAAGUUGUAAAAGUCAAAACCUCCAUUAGGAGAGAAUCGAUAGAGAGAAAACGGAACAACUUUGAAGAGCGAUCCGUGCGGCAAACGUUAAAAAAAGGGAGUAGCAUUAAAAAGUGGAUAUGACCUACGAAUGUAUUUCCUGCGGACAAAGGUUCGGUCAGGUGAAUUUCACAAAGCACCUCAUUGAGGACGAAGAAUGUUGGAUAAAAAUAUGGGACCAUGGCAACAAUGAAACCAACGAUGAGAAAAAACUGGAAAGCGAUAUACAUGUUCAUUCACAAAAACAAGAAGAAAGUAAUAUUAUAGGCCCGGAACCAUUUUUAAGCAGUAACACGUAUGACAUACAUCCCAGCACAAGCAGCGGCAUUCAAGAGAGCAAAAAUAUACUUUACGAAUAUGAUGAUUACAACCAAAAGUUUUGUAGAAAGAAUGAGUUGACGAAUCACUUAACGCAGAAACACAAAGGUGUAAUGCACCAAUGCGAUCAUUGCAACUACGAAUUCAAGGAUGAGAAACAUCUGAUGAGCCACAUACGAUAUGUUCAUCCUAACAUCCAGGAGGAAAUUUACAGUGCGCAGCCGGGACCUUCUUGGGAGGAUGGUCAGUACGGCAAACAUUCUAACAGAAAUAGUUGCAUUGAAAACAACAGGCCUUACGAAUCGUGUAAAGUUUGCCAGCAGAGGUUUCAUAGAAAGUUAGAAUUGAUAAAUCAUUACAAAAAUGUCCACCAACGUUUGAUGCAUCAAUGUGAACAUUGCGCCUACGAAACCAACAAUGAGGAGGAUCUGAAAAGCCACAUGCAAUUUUAUCAUUCUAACGUCCAGAAGGAAAGUAAUCGUGGGGAGCAGGGACCAUCUUGGGAAAGUGAUCCCUGUGGCAAACAUUCCAGCACAAACAGCUGCAUAGAAAACAAUAUGCCCUACGAAUGUGAUGUUUGUGACCAAAGGUUUCAUAAAAGAUAUGAAUUAAUAUAUCACUACAAGAAUGCCCACCGACGUUUAAUGUACCAAUGUGAACAUUGCAUAUACGGAACUAACGAUGAAGAAGAUAUGAAGAGCCACAUACGUGAUCAUUCUAACAACCAAGAAGAAAGCAUUAUUAUAGACCAGGAACCGUCUUUGAAGAGUGACUCGGGCGUCAAACAUUCCAGGAAACACAGCUGCAUUGAAAACAUACCUCACGAAUAUGAUGUUUGCAACCAAAAGUUCCGCAAAAUUAAUGAGGAGCAUCUGGAGAGCCAGGUACAAUGUGUUCAUCCAAACAUCCAGGAAGAAGAUAAUAGUGCGGAGCCGGGACCGUCUUGGCAGAGUGAUACGUAUGGCAAACAUUCCAGCAGAAACAGCUGCAGUGAAAACAAUAUGCCUUACGAAUGUACUGUUUGCAACCAGAGGUUUGAUAGAACGUUAAAAUUGGCAUAUCACUACAAGAAUGUCCACCAACGUUUAAUCCCCCAUUGUGAACAUCGCGCCUACGAAACCAAUGAUAAAAAUCUGAAGGACCACGUACGACGCGUUUAUCCUAAUGUCCAGAAAGAAAGUAAUAGUUCAGAGCCGGGACCGUCUCGCGAGAGUGAGCCCUGCGCCAAAUAUACCAGCAUAAAUAGUAACAAAAGAAAGUACAAAUUAGAUUGGAAAUGUCAAGUUUGUAAUCAAGAACUCUCUGGCAACCAAAUGUUGCUACAUCACCUAGCAGAGGUCCAUGGAAUUCAGGCAAAAUUCAAUUGUAGCCAAUGCAACUACAAAACCAACUUACACUAUCUUUAUUAUCGUCAUUGGAAAGCAAUGCAUGAAGACAAUUACGACUACCCGUGUACUGAACCAGGCUGUGAACGGGCGUACAAAACACGAAUAGGUCUGUGGAGACACAUGCAUGUUAGGCAUUCUAACGAACAAGAGAAAAGCAAUAUUGUGGACCUGAAACUGUCUUCAGAGAGUCAUCCGUGCGGCAAACAUUCCACCAGAAAGAGAAGUGUUGAAAAGUAUGGAAGAAAACCUGCACUAUGCCCAGUCUGCAACCGAAGGUUUCGUUUUCAGAAAGAGCUGAUAGAUCACUUAAUAAAAGACCACGGCCGUCGAACGAUAUACAACUGCAGCCAUUGCAGCUAUGAAACUAAUCACAGGCACAGCUAUGAAAGGCAUAAUAAACGAAAGCACGAAGACAAUUACGACUACGUGUGUGCUGUGCCCAACUGCAACUGGAAGGGCAAAUUUCAGUAUGAUCUAAGACUACACAUGCAAAGUGUUCAUCAUAAUAAUCAAAAGAAAAGCGGAAGUACGAACGCGGAGACGUCCUUGGAGAAUGACUCAUGAAUCAAACAAUCCAGAAUAAGAAAUAAACAGCAAUAAAGAGCCCAAAAAUGUGAUUCAGGUUUUGAUAGAAAGAAAGAGUUGAAACAUCAUCUCUGAGAGGGCCAUAGAAGAACUGACUGCAGCGACUGCAAUUACACAUCUAACAAAAAACAGGACUUGCAAUAUCACAUUGGACGAAAGCACGUGUACAAUUACCACUACGUAUUUAUUAAUAAAAGCUGUUACAAGAAGUUCAAACUUGAAUAGGAUCAGAAGAAAAACGUAAAAUAUAAUCACUCGCAUGACUCUUAAUAAUGACGAAAAUAUAAUCAUGCUAACUCUAGUUUUUUAUAAAAGAUACACGGAUGUGCAGAAAAAUUCGAAAAUAGCCUGUAUCAUCUGUGGCAAUAUCAUAAACAGGUAAAGUUUAUUUAAUCGUUUACUGAUAUAUGUUGACAGGACAAUUACUUGUUCUGUUUGCAAUAAGAUAUUUAGUACGAAGGGCAGUAUGCGGAAUUCAUUCGUUGUAUCACGGGCCAACGAUUCUACUUCUGCAAGCUUUACGUCAUGGCAUUUGUCCAUUCGCAGUUUUUAUGCAGUUAUAUAGAAAGAGGAAGGAAAAAUGUUCGGAGUAACUUCCGAUCGAAUAAUGUUAGUAGAUAUUGAAGCAUUAUUGCAAAACUUCUAGAUGGACAAGCUAUAAACAGGCUGUCGAAUUAAGCGUAGAAAAAGUAUAAAAACCGUGAUGAAACAGUCUAUGCUUCAGCUUCCACACACUCGCUCAUACUUACAUCUUGAAACGUACAUAUGUGCUGAUGCGUGCACACGCAUAUAAGAUAUCCGCGUUUAGAAAAUAUUCGAGAGGGAAUUUCUUUGUAGAAUUAUAUAUUUGCCCUUUUUGAAUUGUGGUUUUGUUCCUGGACAUAUAUUCGCAAUAGUUCUACAUUUUCUAUUCUUCCUUAUACACGUGCGCAAAAUGU
This is a messenger RNA of Harpegnathos saltator (Jerdon's jumping ant), 3556 nucleotides long. RefSeq names its product zinc finger protein Xfin-like. The record is from RefSeq and is a predicted model, not a curated record. Gene Ontology annotation, molecular function: RNA polymerase II transcription regulatory region sequence-specific DNA binding; DNA-binding transcription factor activity, RNA polymerase II-specific. Gene Ontology annotation, biological process: regulation of transcription by RNA polymerase II. Lineage: Eukaryota; Metazoa; Arthropoda; Insecta; Hymenoptera; Formicidae. The coding region runs from base 408 to 2597 and encodes 729 amino acids. Gene Ontology annotation, cellular component: nucleus. The transcript has 7 exons.